Molecule: messenger RNA, 600 nt
Organism: Aspergillus alliaceus
Lineage: Eukaryota; Fungi; Ascomycota; Eurotiomycetes; Eurotiales; Aspergillaceae
Exons: 2
Coding region: 1-600 (199 amino acids)
Source: RefSeq, a predicted model, not a curated record
AUGCAAUCCGGGAUCGUUGAGUUUGUUAUAGGUGAAAACCGACGACGGUUCUCAAUACACGCAGCAUUAGCUGGAUCUUUUGCAAAGGAGAUAUUUCAGCCUUCCAUAAAUGGGCAAGUUGAUGAGGUUGUCUUUGGCCGUUGUUGUGAGUUCGUAUAUUCUGGUGAUUACUCCGUUCCAUUGCCGACUGCCAAUCUGUGCGGGGAUCCUUUGAACCACCGAGGAAAUAUGUUCCAUCCCAUAAAACUACCCGAUAUAUGUAAUUUCAUUAAGGAAAACCUUGACAAGGCGCCCUUGGAUAAAGAUGGAGAAGUCCUGAACACUGAUCCAGAAGAUAAUUAUGCGGGUGUUUUUCUAAGCCAUGCUGAAGUUUAUCUUUUUGCCUACACAACGGACUGGCUUUCGCUUUGUGCCCUGUCGCCCUAUCAGCUUAUUCGCUCGCUGGUCAGCUUUACCCUCUUUGAAGAACUAACUGGAGAUAUUGUCAAAUUGCUGAAGUUUGUAUUUGAGGAAAAUGAAUACAUGCACGAAAUGCAAGACGUGUUGGUAGAUUAUGUAGCGUGGAACGUGGAAAUACUUGUGCGGGACGCUGACUUUUGA